AUGCUUGCCAAAAAGAGAGGUGCAUAUGGGCUGGUGCUCAAAGGAUUCCAGAGUACACUGUCCAUAGGAAGAACUUCGGCUAGUAUUUCAUACCCGGUUUCAAAUGAGGUAAGUAGGGAUGUGAAUCUAACCGCGGACCCACCUCUCUCGUCUCGAAAUGAUUUGAGUGGUAGGCUCUCCGACAGAUAUGAGAGUUAUCUUCCAAAACUAUACCAGAAGUCAGAAAGAAAAUAUAUUUCCGAGCUAUCUAAUGCCACCGCAAUUCAGAAACGUCUCGCAACCAAAGAGCACCUGAAGUUUUUAAUCGAAUUCGUUCUGCGAUGUAAAACCGAUUCCGCCUACAUUGUGGAGACUUUUCCCAAGGAGUUUUCCGUAGGAGACUAUUCUGCAUUUAUCAACGGUCUGAUUUCCGAUAAGGACGCUCUAAAUCAGCUAGAUAAUUUGUUUCCGGGCAUAUGUGGACCGGAUAUCAUGUUUCACCUUUUCGAAGUAUAUCGGACAUUUCUUGUAAAUGUACAUUUGAAUCCUCUACACUUGCAUGAUCUGAACAGGUUUAUCGAGUACUUCAUCAAUUCAGCCCAGCUGUCAAAAGCGCAAGAAAUUCUCCAGCUAAUACUCGAUAGAAAUGAAGGCGAACUGCCAUGCGAUAUUGCGACCGCAAUUCACUUUCUCGAAUUACGAUGUGGUGCAUUAAUUGGUAAUUGGAGAUUCACACCUGCCAAUUCAAAGUUGAGCAAAAAAUUGGGCUCUCGUAGUCAGCACUUCAAAGCGGCCAAUAGCUACAAGGCAUUUGAUCAAAAAGUUAUUGCUAAAUUGGUCAAGAGUCUCAAUAAUUCGAACAGCUUAUGGGCUCAAAAGAGAAAUUGCGAACUUGAUUCAAGUCUACUUUAUGCAUUGACUUACAUGGGCCAACUCAAUUUACUUAAAGAACAUAUCGAAGGGACAUGGAUGCUUUCAUCGACUACAUCAGCAAAUGAGAUCCCAGCUAACUUAUACCCCACUUCAGAUUUGAUGAUUGCGAUCCUCUCCUGCUAUGCAAGCAAGAGGCAAUUUUCUACAGCUUUAGAGCUUUUGGACAAGUUCAUAGUUACAUUUCCUGCUUUGGAAUUAAAUACUCUCUUUUGGAGAAGACUAUUUCAAUGGAGCACAAUGUUGUGGAAUAAGAAAAGUGACCCUAAUGCAACUGUCUCGAGGGACUGCUGGAAAGUAUUCAUUGAUUGGCAUAUACAAAAAGGUAAGAAAAUACCUUACGACAGUGGUUUACUGGGUGAGCGAUAUUACGUGUUGAGAAAUACAAAUGACUAUAUGGGUGCAAUGGAUGCUUUCAAGCGGUGCCUGGGGCAGUUGUACGUUAAACAGAAUACAAUGCCAGGAGAGCUUAGAAUCAUUGAAAAGUUCCAGAAACUGAUACUCAAGAAAAUGGCCUCAUUGGGUUAUUAUAACAAACCGCUUCAGUUCAUCCAAGAAUGGACUCUUGAUGAAAAGAAUACACUAUACAUGAAAGAAUACUUUUACUUGCACAGACGAAGAUACAAGGAGCGAGUUGAAAAGCACAAGAAGAGGCUCGACCGGCAACUUCAACAAAAGCAGCGUGCUUAUGAUGAAGACGAUGAAGACGAUAUGAUAAUUGGAAGGCUUUGGUAA
Lachancea fermentati is the source of this 1644-nucleotide messenger RNA. Lineage: Eukaryota; Fungi; Ascomycota; Saccharomycetes; Saccharomycetales; Saccharomycetaceae. The record is from the annotation of a GenBank genome assembly.